Molecule: messenger RNA, 1560 nt
Organism: Pestalotiopsis fici W106-1
Lineage: Eukaryota; Fungi; Ascomycota; Sordariomycetes; Amphisphaeriales; Sporocadaceae
Exons: 4
Coding region: 1-1560 (519 amino acids)
Molecular function (GO): monooxygenase activity; heme binding; oxidoreductase activity, acting on paired donors, with incorporation or reduction of molecular oxygen
Source: RefSeq, a predicted model, not a curated record
AUGGCUAUAUUCACCGUUUCAGCUUUGGCUUUGGCUGGGUACAGUCUUGCUGUUUAUGUCUUCUACACACUCUAUCAAGUACUAGCUUCUCCCCUACGUUCCGUCCCGGGACCAUUCUUGGCUCGAUUCACCAAUUUAUGGUAUUUGUAUCAUCUAUACAGGGGCGACUUUCAAGUUGUCAACCAAAAUCUACACAAGAAAUAUGGUGCAAUCGUACGUUAUGGUCCGAAUCGGUACAGUUUCAACUCCCUAGACGCCGGUAAAGCUAUAUACUGGCACGGGACGUCAUUCGAAAAGUCGGCAUGGUACGAAGCUUGGAAGAAUCCUAAGCAGUGGACACUUUUUGCCGAUCGGAAUAUCCGUAGGCACGCGGCGAACCGACGGAUGUAUCAAAACACAUACAGCAUGAGUUCAUUGAUAAAUUACGAGCCACACGUCGAUGAGUGUGCCGACCUCUUCUGCACCAGGCUCAAUGAGCUGGCCGAGACUGGUUUGACUAUGAACAUGGGACAUUGGCUUCAGUGCUAUGCGUUCGAUGUGAUUGGCGCCAUCACUUAUUCGAAGCGGCUUGGAUUCUUGGACCAUGGACUCGAUGUGGGCAAUGCGAUUAGCGCACUGGAGGGAUUUCUCGGCUAUGCCACGUUGACUGGUGUCUACGCGUCAAUACACCCGUACCUUUUCGCCAUCAGGAACUAUCUCGCGGGGUCCAAAGGUACAGGGCGGGCAUACAUACAGGCCUUUACAAAGGAAUGCAUGGAUAAGCACCAGGCCAACGCCAAGGUCCUGAGCAAAGAUGGGAAAUCCAGCUCCGGCGACGCAGCCAGCGAAGAGGGCAUCGAUGCAGCAACCGACUUCUUGACAAAAUUCGCCCUUUCUCAUACCAAGAAUCCCGACAGCUUUACAGUAUACCACAUUGCAGCAGGGUGCGAUCAAAACAUGGCUGCAGGCUCCGACACGACAGCCAUUUCGCUUUCGGCAAUUGUGUACUAUUUGCUCAAAAAUCCAGCCUGCCUGCAAAAACUUCGUGAAGAGAUCAAUGAGCUACGAACCGCGGGCACGAUAUCAAGCAAUAAAAUAACCUUCAAGGAGAGCCAAGAUAUGCCCUAUCUCCAGGCAGUUAUGAAGGAGGCACUUCGAAUGCACCCUGCCUUGGGCUUGCCUUUGGAGAGGGUCGUCCCAGAAGGUGGCGCAGUCAUUGGCGGGAGACUGUUCCCGGAAAAUUCAAUUGUCGGGAUCAACACUUGGGUGGAGCAUCGGAAUCCAAUCGUCUUUGGGACGGAUGCUGAUGAAUUCCGACCGGAACGUUGGUUUACAGAUGAUGCUGCCAAGCUUGCCUCUAUGAACAGCCAUUGGGUUCCGUUCGGCCUUGGGUCGAGGACUUGUAUUGGCCGCCAUAUUUCAAUGUUGGAAAUGUCGAAGCUUAUUCCACGCCUGGUUCGUGAUUAUGAUUUUGAGCUUGCCCAAGAGCUGUCGGGCACCUCUUCUACUUGGUCGACUCGGAAUUACUGGUUCGUGAAGCCCACCAACUUUUCGGUCAAGGUCACAAUGCGCGAAAAAUAA